Molecule: messenger RNA, 1734 nt
Organism: Daucus carota subsp. sativus
Lineage: Eukaryota; Viridiplantae; Streptophyta; Magnoliopsida; Apiales; Apiaceae
Exons: 1
Coding region: 1-1734 (577 amino acids)
Molecular function (GO): nucleic acid binding; zinc ion binding
Source: RefSeq, a predicted model, not a curated record
AUGCCUCCACGUCGACGGAAUGUACGUGAUAUUGAAUUAGAGGAGUUGAGAAGACAAGUAGAGGAGCUACAACAACAGCUUGCACGUGGAGCAGGCAGAGGACAUAACACAGGCAGUCAUAACUCAGAAAAUGGCUCAUCAACACCUGAUGAUGAGGACUACAAUCCCUUUCAUGAAGAAUCAGAUGAUCACUCAAGUCAUACAUCUGCUCCUAGACGACCUCGUAGAGAAUUCAACAAUUUUCAAGGUGCUUACAAUGUGAAAAUCACAAUUCCAGAUUUUGAAGGAAGAAACCAUCCAGAUGAAUUUAUUGAUUGGCUUAAUACGGUGGAAAGAGUUUUUGAAUACAAUGAUGUGCAUGAUCGACAAAAGGUUAAAUUAGUGGCGGUGAAAUUGAAGAAAUAUGCCUCCUUAUGGUGGGAACAUCUUAAGAAGCAACGAGUUCGUGAUGGAAAGGCUAAGAUUUGCACUUGGGAAAAGAUGAAGAAAGAGCAGCGAAAAAAGUUUUUGCCAGACAAUUACAAGCAAGAUGCUUUUCUCAAAUUUCAUAAUUUUAAACAAGGAAAUCUGUCCGUGGAAGAUUAUAUGACAGAAUUUGAGAAUCUCAUGAUGCGCUGCGAGGUGGUAGAACCAGAGGAGAAAACCAUUGCUCGAUUUCUUGGUGGACUAAAGGAGGAAAUCAGUGAUGUCGUUAAUCUGCAACCUUUCUGGACUUAUCAAGAUGUAUGUAAACAUGCUCUUAAGGUGGAGAAACAACAAAAGCCAAAGGGACGCAAUAAUCGGUUCUCAAAUCAAGCUUCUGGUACAACCCAUUCAAGUGUCGUAAGAAAAUCUCCUCCUACUGAUAAGGGGUCAGAUCUGAAAUCAUCCAAAAAGAAUGAUAGCACAGCCAAUACUAGUCGGGGAAGUGGCACCAAAGCUUCAAUGAAGUGUUUUAAAUGCCAAGGUUAUGGACACAUAGCCUCUGAAUGUCCAAACCGUAAAGUCAUAACCAUUUUUGAGGAAGAAAUUGAAGAACAGACUCCAUGGGAAGCUGAAGGAAGUGGCCAAGAGGAUGAGGAGAUUACUUAUGAAGAUCAGGGAGAAUCUUUGGUAAUUCGAAGGAGUUUGAAUAGUAUGCAAGCUCAAGAAGAUUCUUGGCUUCGUAGUAACAUAUUCCAUACAAAAUGCACUUCACAAGGAAAGGUGUGCAAUGUCAUCAUAGAUGGAGGAAGCUGUGAGAAUGUGGUGUCCAACGACAUGGUUCAAAAAUUAAAUUUGAAGACGGAGAAGCAUCCACGUCCUUAUAAGCUAUCAUGGUUUCGCAAAGGCAAUGAGGUAAAAGUUGAUAAACAAUGUUUGGUGCAAUUCUCUAUUGGUAGUAAGUAUAAAGAUGAAGUAUUAUGUGAUGUUGUUCCUAUGGAUGCAUGUCAUUUACUUCUUGGUAGACCUUGGCAGUAUGAUAGAAGGACUCACCAUGAUGGUUAUAAAAAUACCUAUACUUUUGUUAAAGAUGGUGUUAAGGUUAUUUUGGGCCCUUCAAAAAUGAACAACAUUCCUAAACCUUGUAAAGGGGAAGGAAACAAUCUACUGUCAAGAGCAGAAAUUUGCAGGGCUGUUCAUGAGUCCGAGAAAACUUAUGCCUUGGUUGUCUUAGAAGAAAAUGAAGAGGUAUCAGCACCAGUGCAGCCUCUACUUCUUGAAUUUUCAGAUGUAGUUCCUGAAGAAAUACCACCUGGCCGCUGCCUCCAAUGA